UUAAAUAUUUGUAAAGGCCACAUUUUGUCAUCGUUGGAUAUACAUAUAUGUAGAACAAACGGCGAACAUGCACUCUCAAGGACAGGGCCCACAAUCGCAGUCGUCGGCACAUUCCCUAUUGCAACAGCAAUCAAUUGUAACAAUCAACAGUGCAGUUGGGAAACAAAAUGAACAUCAGCAAUCCCUAUCAUCUGUCGGUUUACUGGAGUUGGCUCAUAGAGAAUACCAAGCUGUGGAUUAUGAAAGUGCAGAAAAACAUUGCAUGCAAUUAUGGCGUCAAGAUAGUACAAACACUGGAGUGUUGUUAUUGUUGUCAUCAAUUCAUUUUCAGUGCAGAAGGCUUGAUAAGUCUGCGCAAUUUUCUACUUUGGCAAUAAAACAAAAUCCUGUACUGGCUGAAGCUUAUAGUAACUUAGGAAACGUUUACAAGGAACGAGGGCAACUGCAGGAAGCUUUAGAUAACUAUCGCCGAGCCGUACGUCUUAAGCCUGACUUUAUAGACGGAUACAUUAAUUUAGCUGCUGCAUUAGUGGCUGCUCGAGAUAUGGAAUCUGCAGUACAAGCGUAUAUAACAGCAUUACAAUAUAACCCAGAAUUGUAUUGUGUGCGCAGUGAUCUGGGAAAUCUUCUCAAGGCUCUUGGUCGCUUGGAAGAAGCUAAAGCUUGCUACUUAAAGGCAAUUGAAACCUGCCCUGGAUUCGCAGUUGCAUGGAGUAAUUUGGGCUGUGUUUUUAAUGCACAAGGAGAGAUUUGGUUAGCUAUACAUCACUUUGAAAAGGCGGUAACACUCGAUCCAAACUUUUUAGACGCAUAUAUAAAUUUGGGAAACGUUCUUAAGGAGGCCAGGAUAUUUGAUAGAGCUGUAGCUGCUUAUUUGCGUGCUUUAAACCUAUCGCCGAAUAAUGCUGUAGUCCAUGGAAAUUUGGCAUGUGUUUAUUAUGAACAAGGCCUUAUUGAUUUGGCCAUCGACACGUAUAGGCGCGCAAUAGAAUUGCAGCCAAAUUUCCCCGAUGCAUAUUGUAAUCUUGCAAACGCUCUCAAAGAGAAAGGACAGGUCAAAGAAGCUGAAGAUUGCUAUAACACUGCCCUAAGAUUAUGCUCAAAUCAUGCAGAUUCUCUAAACAAUUUGGCGAACAUAAAACGAGAACAAGGAUUUAUUGAAGAGGCUACACGCCUUUACCUGAAAGCGUUGGAAGUUUUUCCAGAUUUUGCUGCUGCCCAUUCAAACCUAGCAUCUGUUUUGCAACAACAAGGGAAACUAAAGGAAGCAUUAAUGCAUUACAAAGAGGCUAUUCGAAUCCAGCCCACUUUUGCUGAUGCAUAUUCAAAUAUGGGAAACACACUUAAGGAAUUACAAGACGUUAGUGGGGCACUGCAAUGCUACACUCGAGCCAUUCAAAUUAACCCGGCCUUUGCUGAUGCCCACAGUAAUUUGGCGAGCAUCCAUAAAGAUUCAGGAAAUAUUCCAGAAGCAAUUCAAUCCUACCGUACAGCCCUUAAAUUAAAACCCGACUUUCCCGAUGCAUAUUGUAAUUUGGCACAUUGCUUGCAGAUUGUUUGUGACUGGACUGACUAUGACGUACGAAUGAAAAAGUUAGUUAGCAUCGUUGCUGAACAGCUCGAAAAGAACCGAUUACCAUCUGUACAUCCACACCAUUCUAUGCUUUACCCCUUGACGCAUGAGUUUCGGAAAGCCAUUGCAGCACGGCACGCUAAUUUGUGUUUGGAAAAAGUUCACGUACUGCAUAAACAACAGUAUAAUUUUGUAAGAAAUUUGCCAAUCAAUGGAAGGUUACGUAUUGGCUACUUAAGUUCUGAUUUUGGAAAUCAUCCCACCUCUCAUCUAAUGCAGUCUGUACCAGGACUACAUGAUCGUUCAAAAGUCGAAAUUUUCUGCUAUGCCCUAAGCUCUGAUGAUGGAACAACUUUUCGUUACAAAAUAAGCCGUGAAGCUGAGCACUUUGUCGAUCUUUCACAAAUUCCUUGCAAUGGAAAAGCAGCUGAUAAAAUAUAUAAUGAUGGAAUACAUAUUUUGGUAAAUAUGAAUGGUUACACAAAAGGAGCAAGAAACGAAAUAUUUGCCCUUCGACCUGCUCCAAUUCAAGUUAUGUGGUUAGGGUAUCCAGGCACUAGUGGUGCCAGUUUCAUGGAUUAUAUUAUUACUGAUGCUAUAACUAGCCCACUGGAUUUGGCGUACCAAUACAGUGAAAAGUUGUCAUAUAUGCCUUUUACAUAUUUUAUUGGCGAUCAUAAGCAAAUGUUCCCUCAUUUAAAGGAACGUAUUAUUGUGUGUGACAAACAACAAUCUUCUGUUGCAGAUAACGUUGCUGUUAUUAAUGCAACUGACUUAUCGCCUCUGGUGGAAAAUACAGGUGUAAAAGUGAUAAAAGAAGUAGUUAAUGCGCAAAAGCCCGUCGAAAUAACGCAUAAGGUCGCUGAACUGCCAAGUUCCACCCAAAUAGUAUCCAUGAUUGCUUCUGGGCAAGUUCAAACAUCUCUAAAUGGUGUGGUUGUUCAAAACGGCUUAGCGACUACACAAACAAACAAUAAAGCCGCAACCGGAGAAGAAGUGCCGCAAAAUAUUGUUAUAACAACACGUCGGCAGUAUAUGUUACCCGAUGACGCUAUUGUUUACUGCAAUUUUAACCAACUUUAUAAAAUAGACCCACAAACGCUUGAGUCUUGGGUAGAAAUUUUAAAAAAUGUGCCUAAAUCGGUUUUAUGGCUAUUAAGGUUUCCUGCAGUUGGCGAACAAAAUAUAAAAAAAACUGUCAGUGACUUAGGAAUAUCUCCUGAUAGAGUAAUUUUUUCAAAUGUAGCUGCUAAAGAAGAACAUGUACGGCGAGGGCAAUUAGCUGACAUAUGUCUCGACACUCCAUUAUGUAAUGGUCAUACUACAUCAAUGGAUGUAUUGUGGACAGGAACUCCGGUUGUCACUUUACCAGGAGAAACACUAGCUUCAAGAGUGGCUGCCUCUCAACUGGUAACACUUGGAUGUCCCGAGUUAAUAGCACGUACUAGGGACGAAUAUCAAGAUAUUGCUAUUCGUCUAGGAACACAAAGAGAAUAUUUAAAAGCUCAACGGGCAAAAGUAUGGAAAGCACGCGUUGAUAGUCCAUUAUUUGAUUGCACGCAGUAUGCCAAAGGCUUAGAACAAUUGUUUUCUCGAAUGUGGGAAAAAUUUGCGAACAGUGAACUUCCUGAUCACAUCUCGGCAGUGGAAGAAAAGUGAAAUCCAUCCUGUCAACUUGAAAUUUGACAAGAAUUUUCAUGCAUGCUUCGGAACAUCAAUUUUGUGCGGCAUAUAUGUUACAUGUAUACCUAAUUUUUCUGUAUAAGAAAAGAAAGUAAAGUUUAACUAUUUACAUACUUAUUUUUGGUCCAUUAAACCGGCUCUUAUAUAAAAUUUUAUCCUUUAAGCUUAAGACGUUACUUUGUAUUAGAAAUAAAUAUAGUCCUACGGGAUACAACUAGACUUGUGCGGUAAAUAAAAAAAGUGCUUGCGAUUAAUAAAACUAA
Drosophila persimilis is the source of this 3519-nucleotide messenger RNA. RefSeq names its product UDP-N-acetylglucosamine--peptide N-acetylglucosaminyltransferase 110 kDa subunit (gene sxc). The record is from RefSeq and is a predicted model, not a curated record. Gene Ontology annotation, molecular function: protein binding; protein N-acetylglucosaminyltransferase activity. The coding region runs from base 68 to 3232 and encodes 1054 amino acids. Gene Ontology annotation, biological process: protein O-linked glycosylation. The transcript has 10 exons. Lineage: Eukaryota; Metazoa; Arthropoda; Insecta; Diptera; Drosophilidae.